CUCUUAUCCAGACUGAACAACCACAAUUGUCUUAGCCUUUCCUUGCAGGAGAGGUGCUCUAGCCACCUAACCAUCUUGGUGGCUUCCUCUGGACUCAGUCCAACAGUUCUUGUGUGGCUGGUGAAAAUAAGUCUACGCUGCAGGAAUGCAAGAGGAGCAACAGCCUGAGGCUGCUGCAGAUCCAAUGUCGUCCUCCGAUGCACCAGAAGAUGGCCCAAAGGAAACGUCAAGUAUUUCGCAGAAUAUCUCUGAUGCAGAUGCAUUUAAAAUUCUCCUGGAGAUGAAGUUGAAGAAGAGGCAGAAAAGGCCUGCUUUACCAAGCACUGUGACUGAGCUUGAUACUGAGGAUGGUUCUAAAGUAUAUGUAGUUGGAACAGCCCACUUCAGUGACAGCAGCAAAAAGGAUGUAGUAAAGACAAUACAAGAAGUGCAGCCUGAUGUAGUUGUAGUGGAACUGUGCCAGUACAGAGUUUCUAUGUUAAAGAUGGAUGAAAAGACAUUACUAAAAGAAGCCAAAGAAAUAAAUCUGGAAAAACUUCAACAAGCUAUAAAGCAGAAUGGAGUCAUGUCUGGACUGAUGCAAAUGUUGCUUCUGAAGGUUUCUGCUCACAUCACAGAACAGCUGGGAAUGGCCCCAGGAGGAGAAUUCAGGGAGGCUUUCAAAGAGGCCAGUAAAGUACCUUUCUGUAAAUUCCACCUUGGUGACCGGCCCAUCCCUGUUACAUUUAAGAGAGCAAUUGCUGCACUUUCCUUCUGGCAAAAAGUCAAGCUUGCCUGGGGCCUUUGCUUCUUAUCUGACCCCAUCAGUAAAGAUGAUGUGGAGAAAUGCAAACAGAAGGAUUUACUGGAACAGAUGAUGGCAGAAAUGAUUGGAGAAUUCCCUGAUCUUCAUCGAACGAUUGUCUCCGAACGAGAUAUUUACUUGACCUACAUGUUGAAGCAAGCAGCAAAGCAGAUAGAACUACCUCGAGCUUCAGAAAAUGAACCUAGAAAAUAUAUCCCAUCUGUUGUAGUUGGUGUUGUUGGCAUGGGUCACGUACCUGGGAUUGAAAAGAACUGGAAUUCUGACUUAAAGAUCCAGGAAAUAAUGAGUGUGCCUCCUCCAUCAGCUUCAAGUAAGAUUUUUAAAUUUGUUUUAAAAGCAACAUUUUUUGGACUGCUGGGAUAUGGCUGCUACCGAAUAGGUCACAGGACAGUUCAGUUUGUUCUCUCAAUGCCAGCAACACAGAGCUAUCUUCAGAGGCUGACAGAGGUGCCUCAGUAGUGAACAACAAGGAGAGGCUCUGUGUGAAGAAGGUGGCAGAGGAAAAGGUGAUGGAGGCAACGCAUUAACUGAACUGAAGGAUGAGGAUUCUAGUCAGAGCUGAUUGAUGCUGAGCAACACUCAAUCACUAUAUAAUAAAGGAUUUGAUAUUAAAGUUA
Messenger RNA from Vidua macroura (Pin-tailed whydah), 1422 nucleotides. RefSeq names its product TraB domain containing (gene TRABD). The record is from RefSeq and is a predicted model, not a curated record. The transcript has 10 exons. Bases 146 to 1264 code for a protein of 372 amino acids. NCBI's taxonomy places the organism in Eukaryota, Metazoa, Chordata, Aves, Passeriformes, Viduidae.